Messenger RNA from Ilex paraguariensis (yerba mate), 504 nucleotides. Lineage: Eukaryota; Viridiplantae; Streptophyta; Magnoliopsida; Aquifoliales; Aquifoliaceae. The record is from the annotation of a GenBank genome assembly.
CUCUCUCUCCCUCUGUUUUUAAAAAUGUCUGCAGAUUUACGUGAUGAACAUGGGAAUCCAAUUCAGCUUACGGACGAACACGGCAGUCCUGUUCAAUUAACCGAUGAGUAUGGUCGGCCAGUACACAUUACAGGGGUUGCCAAACCAGCAUCGUUUGGCACCGGUGCCGGAGGUCAGCAGAAGCUUCAUCGCUCCGGCAGUUCAAGCUCUAGCUCGUCUGAGGAUGAUGGGCAAGGUGGGAGAAGGAAGAAAAAAGGGCUGAAGGAGAAAAUAAUGGAAAAACUGACAGGAGGAAAGCACAAAGAUGAUCAGGAAGAACAAGAACAAGAACAAGAAGGCAGCGCUACCGGCCGGACCACCCUGGGCACCUACUACACCACUCCGGGAAAACAGCAUCAGGAAGAGCAUGGGAAGAAGGGUAUACUGGAGAAGAUCAAGGAAAAACUACCUGGUCACCAUAACGAGUAGGACUACAUAAAUAGGUGCUUACAUUGUGUGUGUGUG